AAUAUGAAGUAUUAAACAUGUGCUAAAAAACGUUUAAAAUGGCGUCGGAGGUAUUUAUCCUACAGUUUCUUACAGUAUCUUACUGUAGGUGUACGAAAUCUCAGAAAUUGACUAUUUACCCAACACUGCUACAUAUUUAUACAACUAUUUAUAUUAUUUAUUUAUUUACGUAGAUCAAGUUUACAAAUAACCUCCAACAAAAUAUAAUAUUAAAAAAUUUAUAAACCUGUAAUUGUUUUUUUUUUUGGAGCUGACCGAAAAAAUUACUUUUUGAAAUAUUUUAUAUUUCAAAUAUUAUAUUAUUUUACAAUGGUUGUAAGAUCAUAUGAAGAUGAGCUUCACUAUCUAGAGAGGUUAACAGAUUAUUCUUUCAGAAUUAAAAAAGGCUUUCAGCCAAACAUGAAGGUAGAGGGUAUUUUUUAUGUUAACAAGCAACUAGAAUCAUUGAUGUUAGAUGAGUUAAAACAAUCAUGUCGCCCUGGAAAUGUUGGUGGUUUUUUACCAGGUGUAAAACAAAUUGCAAAUGUAGCAGCUCUUCCGGGAAUUGUUGGAAGAUCAGUUGGUCUUCCAGAUGUUCAUGCAGGCUAUGGAUUUGCUAUUGGGAAUAUGGCAGCUUUUGACAUGAACGAUCCAAAAUCAAUUGUUUCUCCGGGAGGUGUUGGUUUUGAUAUAAAUUGUGGUGUUCGUCUCUUGAGAACGAAUUUAUUUGAAAAAGAUGUUCUGCCAUACAAGGAAAAAAUUGCUCAAAGUAUGUUCGAUCAUAUUCCGGUUGGAAUUGGUUCAAAAGGUAUAAUUCCAAUGAAAGCAAGAGAUUUGGAGGAGGCUUUAGAGAUGGGUAUGGAUUGGUCAUUACGUGAAGGAUACAGUUGGGCUGAAGACAAAGAACACUGUGAAGAAAAUGGUAGAAUGUUAACUGCCGAUUCAUCAAAGGUCUCAACAAGAGCUAAAAAAAGAGGCUUACCUCAGCUGGGAACACUUGGUGCUGGUAAUCAUUAUGCUGAAAUACAAGUUGUUGAUGAAAUUUAUAAUAAAUCAGCAGCGUGUAAAAUGGGAAUUGAAGAAAAAGGACAAGUUUGUAUAAUGAUACAUUCAGGAAGUCGUGGUUUUGGUCAUCAGGUUGCAACUGAAGCUCUGGUUAGAAUGGAAAAAGUUAUGUCAAGAGAUAAAAUUGAAGUUAAUGAUAGACAACUUGCAUGUGCACAAAUUAAUUCUGAAGAAGGACAAGAUUAUUUAAAAGCAAUGGCUGCUGCUGCAAAUUAUGCUUGGGUCAAUAGAAGUUCUAUGACAUUUCUCACACGACAAGCAUUCGCAAAACAAUUUAAUGUUUCUCCUGAUGAUUUAGACAUGCAAGUUAUUUAUGAUGUGUCACAUAACAUUGCAAAAGUUGAAGAACACAUGGUUGAUGGAAGACCUAAAACACUAUUGGUUCAUAGAAAAGGUGCAACAAGAGCUUUUCCACCUCAUCAUCCUCUUAUUCCAGUGGAUUACCAACUUACUGGCCAACCGGUACUUAUAGGUGGUACAAUGGGUACCUGCAGUUAUGUUUUAACUGGAACAGAAAAAGGAAUGCAAGAGACAUUUGGAUCAACAUGUCAUGGAGCUGGUCGAGCAUUUUCAAGAGCAAAAUCUAGAAGAAAUCUCGAUUACACCGCUGUACUUAACAAGCUUGAAGAAAUGGGAAUUUCUAUCAGAGUUGCAUCUCCAAAAUUAGUCAUGGAAGAGGCUCCAGAGUCUUAUAAAAAUGUAACAGAUGUUGUUAAUACUUGUGAUGGCGCUGGUAUUUCUAAAAAAUGCAUCAAACUUCGACCAAUUGCUGUUAUCAAAGGAUAAAUUGUCUAAAUAAGUAGAGUAAAAUUUUCUUUUUUUAAGCUUUUGGGUUCGUUUUUCAUACCCAAAAGUUAAUGAAUCUAAGAUGAAAGCGAAACAAAGUUAUUUUUUGUUUUGUGAUAUAUUUAUUAUUUAUUUUUUUUGUCAUUUUUUUAUAUAUUUUAUAUAUACUUACCUACAUUUUUUUUUUUUUUGGAGUAUAAAAACUACAAAUGUUUGCGACUUGGAUACUAAUUAAAAUAUCUUCUCAAGAUUUUCCUUACGAAACAAAAUUUUGAUAAUAAUCUGUUCCUUAUUUAUAUCCAUAAGUAAUAGUUUCAAUUCAAAUUGCUCAAAGAAGUGAUUCCAUGUAUGUACUUGCUAAUUUCUACUGUCUCAAAUACAGAUUAUUUUCUCAUUA
Messenger RNA from Aphidius gifuensis, 2227 nucleotides. RefSeq names its product RNA-splicing ligase RtcB homolog (gene RtcB). NCBI's taxonomy places the organism in Eukaryota, Metazoa, Arthropoda, Insecta, Hymenoptera, Braconidae. The transcript is spliced from 6 exons. Gene Ontology annotation, biological process: tRNA splicing, via endonucleolytic cleavage and ligation. The record is from RefSeq and is a predicted model, not a curated record. Gene Ontology annotation, molecular function: RNA ligase (ATP) activity. Bases 310 to 1830 code for a protein of 506 amino acids. Gene Ontology annotation, cellular component: tRNA-splicing ligase complex; nucleus.